Neohortaea acidophila is the source of this 585-nucleotide messenger RNA. RefSeq names its product YL1 nuclear protein C-terminal domain-containing protein. Gene Ontology annotation, biological process: chromatin remodeling. The coding region runs from base 1 to 585 and encodes 194 amino acids. NCBI's taxonomy places the organism in Eukaryota, Fungi, Ascomycota, Dothideomycetes, Mycosphaerellales, Teratosphaeriaceae. The transcript has a single exon. The record is from RefSeq and is a predicted model, not a curated record. Gene Ontology annotation, cellular component: Ino80 complex.
AUGGCACCCAUCACCACCGCCUCCAACGAAGAAACGCACGCCGCCCUGCUCGACACGCUCGACAUGUACAAAAUCGCCAAACCCUUCCGCAACCCCAACUGGCGACCCCCGCAACGCCGCAACAAGAACCUCAAGCAGAUCCUCUCCGAAGCACAUCGCGCACAGCAAAGCAUGCUCAACACCCAGCAAAACUCCGGCGCCAGCACCCCCCUGCCCGCCACCGACGGCACCACUACGCCCUCCCUCCACCCCAAUCCUGUGCAGGCGAGUCAAGACCUCAGCCGAUUAGUGCUGGAGAAGAACACGCGCCAGCUCGCGCCCAAUGGAGCUGGUGCCAUGACGCCCAAUACUGUUUCCAAUGCUGCGGCUGGCCCGGGUGUCACGUACACCAGCAUUGCCGCCGCGCCGAGCCUCAAGCCGAAGAAGAAGUACUGCGACAUUACUGGCUUGCCGGCCAAGUACAAGGAUCCCAAGACCGGCCUGUACUACUUUAAUGCCGAGAUUUAUGCUGUUGUCAAGAGCCUGACGACGGGGCAAGUUCAGGAGUAUUUGGCUGCGAGGGGUGCGAAUACUGUGCUGAAGUGA